This is a messenger RNA of Neurospora tetraspora, 522 nucleotides long. Its product is annotated as Spherulation-specific family 4-domain-containing protein. The record is from RefSeq and is a predicted model, not a curated record. Bases 1 to 522 code for a protein of 173 amino acids. NCBI's taxonomy places the organism in Eukaryota, Fungi, Ascomycota, Sordariomycetes, Sordariales, Sordariaceae. The transcript has 2 exons.
AUGUCCACAAUCCUCGUCCCCCUCUACAUCUACCCCUCCUCCUGGUCCGAAAGCCUCGGCUCAGGCUGGUCCCCGCUCUUUUCCGCGCUCACCACGGCUUUGACCAAGAACCCUUCCCUAGAGUUUUUGGUGGUCAUCAACCCCGGCAACGGACCGGGGCCGGACUACCCGAUCCCGAACGCCGAUUACCGCGCGGCUCUGUCUGCGCUUUCGGACUCUGACAGAUUUCCUAAUGUGAAGGUUAUCGGGUACGUGCAUUGCUCGUAUGGGCAGAGGGACGUGGAGGAAGUACGGAAAGAUGUGGAGGGGUAUUUGGGGUGGUUGGAAUUUGCGGAACGGGGGGAAUGGCAAUCACCAGCAGUCACUGCCACUACCAGCUUUACCAGCAACCACGGUGCCUUGCAACCUAUCCCCCGAGGAGCCUCCAAUCCAGCUCUACCAGCGCAGUCCAGCCCGGCACCCGGCAAGGGCAAUCUUACAGCGCCCGCCGAGCCGCCGAUCACUGAUAACAAUAGCUCUUAA